Molecule: messenger RNA, 3627 nt
Organism: Aureobasidium melanogenum CBS 110374
Lineage: Eukaryota; Fungi; Ascomycota; Dothideomycetes; Dothideales; Saccotheciaceae
Exons: 1
Coding region: 1-3627 (1208 amino acids)
Source: RefSeq, a predicted model, not a curated record
AUGCACCGAUUUCUCGGCAAGAAGAACGGCGAUGCCGCGUCUAGCCCGCUAUCACCACCCACAACAAGCAGUAAGAAGUGGAAGAAGAACAAGAAAGAUGUUGUGGAGGAGAAACCAGAGCUUGAUCUAGGAUCUGCCCUGCCGUCAAUUGACGACUUCCGCACCAGUCUUAUCAUGCCCAAUCUCUCGACUAGAUUCAGUAUGCUCCGAGAGCAAGACGACCCAAACUCGUUGCUCGGAAAGGCCUCAGAUGAUAGUGUCCUGCAGCCUCAACGCAACUCUCGUCUCCUCGACUUCGGCUUCUCAUCCAACAACCUCAACGACAUCGCUGAGGUUGCCUCGAUUAACAGCUCUAUCCGCCCACCAUUCGCUCUCGACCGAACUGGCUCUUUUGCAUCCGAAGAAGGCUAUGGAACCGACAACAACUCUAAUCCUGAUGGCAGCGUCAUGAGCCGUGCUCGUCCUGGAGAAGGCAACGUGCUGUUCGGUGGUCGCCAGAAGGUCUACAAGAUCGCCACAGGUUCCGCAAAAAGCAUAGGAGGCAACAGCGAACGUGGUAUGGGAAGGAUGGUUUACGAUGAUGAUCUAAAUAUGUCGGCUUUCCAGAAGUACAGGCAGCAAGAAAGAGAGAGACUGCUUGCGAUGGGCGCCGAUUGGGACAGUGAUAGCGCUCUAUUGUCUCCUGAAACCGAUCCUGAACAUCGUGCAUCGGACGAUCUACCUAAGGGACUUGGUUUGUCUGGCACGGAGACUGGCUUCUCAUUCCUCAAGCGCAACAGCGAUUCGACGACAAAUUCAAUUCCUUCUCAGGAUCUCUCUGCAUCAACGGCAACAUCGGUUGCCUCGCAAUCUAUUGGAACUGCCAUCUCUACUCCUGCAACAGUACCGAAAACAUCACCGAAUCCUACUGGACCUGGACUGGAACGCUCCAUGACCAAGCGUCGUUUGUACGAGCAAGGUCUAAAUCAACACAUCCAAGAUCAACAAGCCUCGACCAUAUCGCGUUUGAACUCGAUCAAUCAGCGACAACGUGCUCCCACGCUACCAUCUGCUCUCAAUCACUCUAGAAGCAUUGGAAACUUGCAGGAUCGUCGCGCCUAUAAGCCAUAUGCACUGAACAAUACCACCACUAGUCCGCAACUCAGAAGUGGCAUGGCUCCACUCAACACACUGGUCUCAAAGGUAGCUUCCAGCACUUCUAGUCCAACGGUCUCCAGCUAUCCACAAUCUCCCAUCAGCCCCGUCAUUCCCGAGACUGAGGAGUACCAAGUCUUGCAAUCAGCUCUCGAACAAAGCGACCACGGAAAGGCAACUGCUCUAGGCAUGUUCAACAAGCCAGCUCAACAAUUCGAUGAGCAGCAGUAUCUCAAGCGACAAAUACAAAUGGGUCAGGCUAAGAGUGAGUCCCCUAUCGAUACUCCAGUCAAAUUGUCACCAGUCAGUCAGUCAGAGACCCCUCCACAGGUCCAGGCAGAGCAACCACCGCUUAGCAAGUUCUCAACGAGAGAAGGUGCUACUUCGAGACAGGCGUCGGUAGAGCACAAUCCUCAAGACUCUCGUGCAGCUCACUUUGACUCUAUUAGACAGAACAACUUCUCACGAGCAUCUCAGCGAUCUCGUUCUCGUUCUGUUUCGAAAGCGGGAUCCAUUGCUACUACUGCCCCCGAGCCACCGGUCAACGCUGCACUCGCCGUGUUCCAACGCGCUGCUAUGCAGAACCGUGUUGCUCACGGAGACUCUCCAGAGCAAGCAGCAGUCGCAACAUUUGACAACAACAACCGCACAUUCUUUGGCGAUAGUGACGACGAGGAUGAGGACGAGAGCUAUGCACCUUCGGCGCCUGCUGCCGGACGCUAUGGGGCUACUUACCAACCGCCUGCCUCGCAACACCCCGCUCUCCGUAAUGACUAUCUUCCCGAGGUAGAUGAAGAAGAGGAAGAGGAAGAACGCAAAGGCUUCCCAUUCCCCGAACCAUCUAUCAACAUCGCCUCCACUGAGGCUGGUGCUGAAGACAUCGACUCGCCCACGAUUGGCGUACAUGAAGGCAUUGGUGGCAUGAUCAGUCAGCAUUUGCGCAACAGAAGUGAUACCUCUUCCAUCUAUCCUCCUCACGCACCAUAUGCCGAUCGCGCCUCGACGGUUAGCCGGAACACUUACUCAGAUCGCCGACUCUCUGGUAAUUCAAGCGCCUGGAAUAUCGACGAGCUUGACAACUACUACGGAGAUAUUCCAUCGCGCAUUUCGACAAAUUCUGCUACCACUGCGUCGCAAGGACAGGGACUUCACCCACUGCCUUUGAAGACAAACGGCUCAAGGCCAUCGACCUCUGAUGAUAAUGUUGGAAACGUUCCAUGGCAUCCAGCACACAACCGCGAUGCUAGCACUGCAACUCAAGCAGAACGCGAGGCCUUUGCCAACGAACUCGAAGCUCGUAAGAAGGCCAUCCAAGAGAAGAUGAAGAGCAUUGUCGAGAGUGAAAGUCGUGGACCAAGUCCUGGCCCAAGCGCAAGCGGUGCCCUCAAGGCGUUUGGUAUGCUGAAAAGCAGGCCCAGUCAGGAGACCAUGAAUCUGAGACAGACCAAUAGCUCAAGGCUCGGUCUGGGUCUUUCUGGUGCACAUCCUGCUGAGCGCAACCCAAGCUAUGAGGACAAGCUACCUCAAUCAACGAAUGCCGGCGCACAAUGGCCUCUUGGUCCUGGACCUAUAAUGCCAAGUGCCAGGCAGCAGGCAGACAGCGAAAUCGGCCGUACACCUCCGCAGCAAGCCAGAGAACGAUCACGCAAUCGAUCGGGUUCUGAUGCUUCUCGAGCACGCUCACGAAGUCGCAACCGUGGUGAGAUCGGUACGGCGGUGAGUGUUGGCGCCGACACUCCACCUGCCAUGCCUGCACAGAGACCCUCACCCGAGAUCAACCAAUAUAGAUCGCCGUCUACAGAGCCCAGAGGCCGCCUUAGAAGCAACAGUAGAGCUGCAGGCCUGCAUUCUAGCGCAAGACCAUCCAUCGGUCCAUCGCCUUCACAAUCACCAGCAAGCUUCAAUUCGGUCAUGUCUCCUCCUCUAGGCACCACUUCAUCAGUGUCAAGGCCUCCAUUGCCAAAGCAAGCUCCUGCAGUGUUGCCUUCCGUACCUCUUGGCAAGCCUAGAGGAGAGUUGUUGCGCAAGAAGACCAUCAACAAAUUCGAUAUCUCAGAGCCCACUCUUGUGUCAUCCACAUCAAACAUUGAUACCGUCGACUUGCCUCCUGGAGCUUCGCUCAAGAACGGUAUGGAUGAGAUCUACGCCAUUGAGCAAGCAGCAGUAGUUUCUCGUCGUCGCAAGUUGUUUGGCUUCGGUAGAGAUGGCUCGUCGGAUAGAGAGAAGACUCCCGACAGUGUCACAUCACCGCCUUUGAAUGGAUUCAGCUCACCGCCGAUGAGACCUAUCGUGCCGUCAUUCGGAUCGCAAGAGCACAUGGGUUCGCGCAAGCCUUCUGCUGAAGCCGGCGCUCAACAUCCCCCACUUCGCGUAAAGCAGAGCUUCGAGACCAGCCACACACAACACACUACCCAUACAGCACAGACAGCAGCAAGCAGCGCGCGCUUCGAUGCUAUUGGUUCCCCUGUCCUCAAUGAGGCAGGCAUGUUCUAA